GGAACACGAAAAGGAGGUGCAGAACCGGAAAAGGGGCAAGCGACCCAGGGGCAGGCCCAGGAAAAACGUGGAACCAGAGAUGCCUCCAAAAGCUAAGUCAAGUAGCUCCUCUUCCUCAACAUCCUCCUCCUCUUCCUCCUCUGAAGAAGAGGAUGAAAGUGACUUGGAAGCCAAGAGAGGUCCUCGGGGCAGAGAGACUCACCCAGUGCCUCAGAAGAAAGCCCAAAUCCUGGUGGCAAAGCCAGACAUGAAAGACACUUCCAGAAAGAAGCGUGGACGGAAACCUCUUCCCCCAGAGCAGAAAGCAGCUCGACGGACCGUGAACCUCACCAAGGUGCUCAAGACGUCGCGCAAGGAGGCAGGAGGCAGCAGCAAACCGGUGGGGAAGCUGCCAGGCCAGCACGGCACACAGGGCUCGGGCCUGGCCGCGCUCAAGGAGCCACCAGGCUCUCUAGCUGGGCUCAGCUCUGCGUCGUCUGCCGAAAACCUGCCCGGCAUGAUGAAGAGCGGCUCGGGCAGCCCCAGCAGGGCCAUCAGCUGGCAGAGCUCCAUCGUGCACUACAUGAACAGGAUGUCCCAGAACCAGAGCGCGGCAGAGACGUCGCCUCUGGGCAGGCUGGCGCUCAAGUCGCAGGCAGCAAGUAAGAGCGGCCUCGGCUUGGACUUAAAGAUGAGGAACCAGAAAGGAUCUGGGGAGCUCGGGCUGAGCAUGCCCAAAACUGUGAAGGGUCCCAGCAGCAAUGCUGGGGCGGACCAGAAAUCCGGGUUUGCUGCAGGAGCCCAAGUGCUGCACAACGGCAGCAAGACGCCUGUGAGCUCAUCUGCUCCCGGCAGCCAGCUGGCCUCCAGUCAGGAGCUCAACCUUCAAGCUUUAAACUUGCAGAGCGUCAAAAACGGGCGGAACACGGCAGGCGGGAGCAGCCUCUCCCGGCACGUUUGCACCCUCUCCGAAGUGAGCACGGGCGAGGAGACCAGCUCAGACUCCGACCGGGAUUCGGCCUCCUUCCCGGGCGUGGGACAGAACAUGUCCGUGUCCAUCCAGACGAGCCAGGACUGGAAGCCCACCCGCAGCCUCAUCGAGCACGUCUUUGUCACGGACGUCACCGCCAACCUCAUCACAGUGACAGUCAAGGAGUCCCCCACCAGCGUGGGCUUUUUCAACCUGCGGCAAUACUGA
Tinamus guttatus (white-throated tinamou) is the source of this 1177-nucleotide messenger RNA. Lineage: Eukaryota; Metazoa; Chordata; Aves; Tinamiformes; Tinamidae. The record is from RefSeq and is a predicted model, not a curated record.